Cylindrotheca closterium is the source of this 516-nucleotide messenger RNA. Lineage: Eukaryota; Bacillariophyta; Bacillariophyceae; Bacillariales; Bacillariaceae. The record is from the annotation of a GenBank genome assembly.
AUGGUAGCUCGUACACAAAAACCACAACAUCACCAACUUUUCAACUCCUCUUUCGACAAGAUCGAAUUUGAUUUCGAUGACCUCAAGUCUCCUACACCACAAAAGGCUACGAAGAAGAGUGUCCGAUUCGAAAGGCAUGAUCAUGUCUAUGAGAUCCCCCACAUUGAUGAUCUGAGCGAUGAAGAGAUCGAUGAUGUCUGGAUGCAUCCUGACGACUUCAAGGCUAUCCGAAGAGAGUGCCAAGCUAUCAUACUCAUCAUUGAACACGAUAGCGAUCUCAUCGAAGGCGCUGAGCUUCGAGGACUCGAACAUCACACAUCCAAACAAAAGAAGCAAGCCCAAGCAAUCCAAAAGCUCCUCUACGACACUGUUGAGAGACUUCAAACGUACGGCGACCAAUCCUCAACCGAUGUAUCUGAUAUGUUGGCAUGUAUGUGCCAAAAGAUCUCAAAGAGACCUGAAGCAUUUGCGAGACAAACUGCAGCUGAAGACGAAGAGGAAGCCAAGAAGGUGUGA